Plutella xylostella (diamondback moth) is the source of this 600-nucleotide messenger RNA. It is a transcript of the gene PDF, whose product is annotated as pigment-dispersing factor. The record is from RefSeq and is a predicted model, not a curated record. Gene Ontology annotation, biological process: response to light stimulus. NCBI's taxonomy places the organism in Eukaryota, Metazoa, Arthropoda, Insecta, Lepidoptera, Plutellidae. Gene Ontology annotation, cellular component: extracellular region. Gene Ontology annotation, molecular function: hormone activity.
GUUGUACCUAUAAAUUCAGCACAGUGCAGUUUACAUCCAAGCGUAUCAAGCAUAGUCAAGCUCAAAUUUUGUAAAUCUGUAUACAUAUUUAGCAAAUUCAAAAUGCUGAAUGCAAUGGUCCGUGUGUUUAGUAUUCUCGUGUUGGUCUCUGCUCUUUGUACUGCAUUUAAUAUUGAACGAGUGAAUGGAAUCGAAUCGUUAGCAGCAAAUGAGGAGUAUUUCGGCGACAUCCACCCACUAUUCGAGGCUUACGGGGACGCGGGGGCGGGCGCGGGGUACGGGGGGAGAUCGGACUCAGGGGGGUAUGCGGGACGAGGGGACUACUAUCGCGCGUGGAAGAGAAACGCUGACCUCAUCAACUCUCUACUCACUCUACCCAAGGGAAUGAAUGAUGCCGGCCGCUAAAUGUACCUACUAUUACUGAUUACCGUGAUACUAUGCCAUAAAAUAUUGUAGGAUUUAUAAAUAUGUGAAGUCAAAUAAAAAGCAACGUUUUGUCAAGACAAUGUAUUGUACCAUUGGUUCAUAAUUAAUAACUAUUACUACUACCUUAAACUGAAGUACAUAUAACGCUAAGAAUUAAAACUGCUGAACAGAUAA